UUUCAUUUCACAUGCCAAACUUCAAACACACGAGAUUUACACUUAACCUAAAAUUUUCUAUCAACUUCGCAAAUAUUUUUCAUUAAAAUGGGAAAAUUAGAUGUUACAAUAUUGAGAUAUUUAACGUACGAUGAUUUUCGAGUAUUAACAGCGGUUGAAAUGGGUAUGAAGAAUCACGAACUUGUACCAGGAUCGUUGGUUGUAUCAAUUGCAAAUUUAAAACAUGGUGGUGUUCAUAAAUUAUUAAUGGAUUUAUGUAAGAAACGUUUAUUGAGCUACGAACGUGGAAAACAUUAUGAUGGAUACAGAUUAACAAAUUCAGGGUACGAUUACCUUGCACUAAAAGCGUUAACAGCACGUGAUGUAGUUUCAACAUUUGGUAAUCAAAUCGGUGUUGGAAAAGAAAGUAAUAUUUACACAGUUGGUGAUCCAGAUGGCAACACAUUAUGUUUAAAACUACAUAGAUUAGGACGUACAUGUUUUAGAAAUAUCAAAGACAAAAGAGAUUAUCAUCAACAUAGGCACAAAGCAUCAUGGUUAUAUCUAUCACGUAUUUCAGCAACUAAAGAAUUUGCGUACAUGAAAGCAUUACAUGAAAGAGGAUUUCCAGUUCCAAAACCAAUUGAUUUUAACAGGCAUUGUGUGAUUAUGGAAUUAAUUGAGGGUGCUCCAUUGAUUAAUGUUGCUGAAGUUGAUAAUGUUGAAGAUCUGUACGAUGAAUUAAUGAAUUUAGUUGUUCGCUUAGCUGAUUGUGGUGUUAUUCAUGGCGAUUUUAAUGAAUUCAAUAUUAUGUUAACCAAUGAGGGAAAACCAAUUAUCAUUGACUUUCCACAAAUGAUUUCAACUAGCCAUGCCAAUGCUGAAAUGUAUUUUAAUCGAGAUGUAAAUUGCAUCAGAGAAUACUUUAAAAGACGAUACAAUUAUGAGAGUGAACUAGCACCACAAUUUCAAGACAUCAGUCGCUCAGAUAAUUUAGAUGUAGAAAUUGCUUGCAGUGGAUUUACAAAAGAUAUGAAUUUUAUUGAUGAUGAUGAAAUUUUAUUAGAUAAAACAAAUGAAUGUGAAACAACAAAUGAUGAUUCAAGUGAUGAAGAUCAAAAAGAAAUUAUCGACAAUAAAAAAGAUGUUACUAGCACUAAUAUUCAAGAAUAUAGUAAUUUAAUUAAACAGCUGUCAAUAAACCAUAAAGAAUCGCAUGCUAAUAACGAGGAUGAUUGCGAAUCAUUUAAAUCAUGUAGUUCAGAUGCUGAAUAUAUAGACGAUGCGAAAAGUGUUCGUAGUGUAUCGACAACAGCUACCAUUGCUCCAGAAGUAAUUAAAAACAGAAUUAAAAAAUCAUUAGUACAACGUGAUCGUAAGAGUAGAAAACCAGUUGUAAAAGGCGAAGCUAGUGCUGUUACUCGUUCACGUCGUGCAAAUAAAGAUACGAUUAAACAGUCGACUGGUAUCUGGGGAUGGGAAUAAUUUUUAUUAAUAUUAUAUUUUAUCCAUUCAUAGAAUUUCGUUUUUCUUCGCGAAAAUGAGAAGAAUUCCGUGUAUUUUAUGUAUUGAAUUAAUGAGAUUUAUAAAGUGUUAUUGUAUAAGUAUUUCUAAAAAAAAAUAUUUCAAAUAAAAUGUUAGUUUUAUUAAGAAA
Molecule: messenger RNA, 1633 nt
Organism: Chrysoperla carnea
Lineage: Eukaryota; Metazoa; Arthropoda; Insecta; Neuroptera; Chrysopidae
Gene: RIOK2
Product: serine/threonine-protein kinase RIO2
Exons: 4
Coding region: 88-1464 (458 amino acids)
Biological process (GO): maturation of SSU-rRNA; protein phosphorylation
Cellular component (GO): nucleus; preribosome, small subunit precursor; cytosol
Molecular function (GO): ATP binding; protein serine/threonine kinase activity
Source: RefSeq, a predicted model, not a curated record